Messenger RNA from Paramecium tetraurelia, 2199 nucleotides. RefSeq lists its product as uncharacterized. The record is from RefSeq and is a predicted model, not a curated record. Lineage: Eukaryota; Ciliophora; Oligohymenophorea; Peniculida; Parameciidae. The transcript has 6 exons.
AUGUUAAAUCGUUCAGAUUAUAGAAAAAAUGGAUAAGUGAUAUUUACAUAUAUUACUACUUCAUUUUACAGAAAUGUUAUAGAUUCAUUCUUAUUUAAUUAAAUUUCUAAUUUUGUAAUUAUGGACUUUGUAAAUGAAAAGUACGCUGUUAUCCCGAAAUCUUUGAAGAGUGAUGAAGAAAUUUAAAAAAAUAUGGCCCCGGAAUGUAAUUCAUUCGUUGAAAGAGCUAAAUUUUUGUUGGUAAAUGGAUAAAUUUUCUAAAAAAUAUUUGUUACAAAGAAUAUUGGAGAUUCUUUAUCUGAUCCAAUUGGGGCAUCAUAAUUAUUAGAAAUAAUUGCAAAUUAAUUACAAUCUUUGCAUGAUGAAGCCUUAAUAAAAGAAUACAUUAAAGCAGUGAGUGAAAUAUUCAAUAAAAUCGAAAUCACCAAUUAACUAAAAUAGUCUUAUAGUGACAUUUGCUUCAAUAUUUUUACAAAACAAUAUCAAUAGUACGAUAUCAUUAAUUCUUGCUCAGAGAUAUUAAAAUACUUAGAUGACCUUGAUAUUUAUAAAGAGGGGUUAUAUUUAGAAACGGACAAUCAAAUGUAUUAAAUCCUAAAGAUAAUCGAAAUAUAUUAUCAUAAAUUCACGCCUGAAUUAAAAAAAUAGGCUCAUCUUCAAAUAAAAUCGAGUAUGAAGCACAAAGACGAAAGAGUUCGUAAGACUAUUUCAGAAAUAUUACUGAGUAAUCAAUUAUUAUUAAAAUCCAUAUUACGAGAAUUCGAUUGGAUUGAUAAAUUUACAACUUUAAUUUAUGACUCAUCUAAAGAUGUUAGAACGAGCUCAGCAAAGUUAUUUUUAGUUACUUAUGAACUCAAUGAAGAGAUUCAUAAAUCUAGAUUGCUACUUUUGUUAGAAAAUAUUAUUAAAUAAUUAGAUUCAUCUUAAUUUGAGUUUUGUCAAUCAAUCUCAUAAUAUAGCUUAAAUUAAGAUAACUUGCAAUCACUUUUAAUUGAAAAAAUAACAGAAAUCAUAAACCAUAAUAAUGAAAAUACCUUUUUAUUUUUGGAAUCUAUCCAUAAGUAUUACUCAAUAAUAAAAUAAUUUAAUGAGAAGCACUCUAAUUCAAUUGAUGAUUUAUUGAUAAAUUCUAUAGAAGUACUUUCAGAAGAUAUGAGAAGUUACGACAUAUUUAAGUGCUUAUCAAAUUUAUACUCUAAUUUAUCUUAGGAUAUGUAAUUUAAAGUAAUUUAAAAAUUAUUUCUUAAUUUUGAAUUAAAUUAGCUAAUGUUUAUUCCAUAUUUAUCUGAAAUUAUUGAGAAGGCAGCUCUAAUAAAUAAAAAUAAAAUUUGGCUUUAGUAACUUCAGAUGAUAUAUGAAAUGUUUAAAAGAAAUGUUUUUCAAUUUGAAUCAAAAGGUUUGUGGAAUGAGAUAUCAAAUAUGAUCGAUAUUAUGAUCAUGAUAUCUAAAAUCUUAUUCUUGUAGAAGGAUUUUCUUCAGUAAUGUUUAAAAAUGAGCCAAAUUGGUUCUAAAUCUAUUAGAGAUAAAAUUAUGAAUUUUCUAAUUGAGAAAAUUAUUGAAUUAGACUCUCUCGAAAGUCGAGAUUAAAUAAUUCAAAAUUAUUUAGGACUUAUAAAUCAUUCAAAUUACUAAUUACGAUAAUUAUCUAUUGAGUUUAUUAUCAAAUUAUGCUAAUAAAGAUCUAGGAAGUUCUUCAUUUCAAACAACUUGAUAAAUAUCUUAUAAUUGUAGUAUGAUUCAGUUGCUUUGGUAAGAGCAAAAAUUCCAAAAUUGUUAUUCCAAAUAAAGUUAUUAUUUUGGAAUGACGAAAAGGAAAUUCUUAGUAGAAUUGUUUAAAUCUUUUAAAACCUGAUGAGCGAUAAGAAAUUAUACAUUUAACAAAUUUCCAAAGACUUUUGGGCUGAACUAGCAAAUAUUUAAUUUUCAAAUGCAGAAAACACAAUUGAACAAAAUUAGUUAAUGGAUGAAAGGGAACAAUAAGAAUAUGCAAAUUUAAAAAUGAUUAAAUAAUAAUUGUUGCUUAAUCCUAAAAAUAUUAAAAAUGAUGUCAGCAAAUCCAGAAAUCAAACUCCUACAUCAAGACUGCCUCCAUCAAAUAAAAGAUAAAAUAAUUUCUUAUAAGUUCCCAAAGGCACACAGCCAAGAAAAACAUCUGCCCAAAGAGUUAUUUAAUCAAAGUCUCCACAACCCUUUAAAUGA